AUCACUUGUAGAGCUCUGCUAAUGGGCCACCAGUAACUGCUUCGUGAGCAGGGCUGGCCCGGCCCUUGGAGAACAUUGUUGUAGCUUUAGUUUUGCUGUGUAUGCUAUUACAGCUGGCCAGUGCAUAGAUAAGGCAGAUAAACACACCAAAACACAUCAAGGGCUGGGGCAUGGACAGCAAAAUGUACAAUUCUUAAAAGCAUUUGAUGAGGGGAAACUAACACUUGUCUGCAUCAUAAAACCAUUUUAUAUUUAGCGUGUGAAUGGUUUUACAACCUUUUCCCGAGGCAGAAUUUCUCUAAGUAGCACCCAAUGAAAAACAGGACUCCUGGAUUCCUGCCACGUGCUGUGGAUAAGCUGUGCCUUCUGGUAAGACCUAUGAACCUCAGUUUCCUCCUGGAAGAAAGUUUUCUUCCUCCUGCAGCGCUGUGGUCAUGCCUAGGUGAAUUUACCUAAACAGCUCUGUAAAUGGGGAGCUAUCAAUACCCAUCUUAACUAAUAUUGAUCAAAUGAGGCAGGUAGAAUAAUCGAUCAUUGUGCCUUCAGUGCAAAAACAUCAGUGUGCUCUGCAGACAAUAGCAGUGGUGACUGCAGAGAACAGAAGAUUUGAGCUAUGCUUUGGUUAUCAUCAGUUUGUGUAAGACUUUAGAGAGAAAGCAUAGAAAACAAAUCGCAGGCAGAAUGAUUUCAAUUCGAGAAGGGCCAUCUUGCCCUGGGAAUGCACAUUUUGAGCGUGGUUCCUGGGUGCUGUGUGCUAAAUCACUCGCGAGACAGCUGGAAGCGAUUGGCUGGCACAGAGCAGCUCCAGCAGCCACGCUGUAAACAGAGCAGCGCUGCGAAGCUCUGAGCCGCCUCAGAGGAAGACACUGCUCGCAUUUGAGCGCCUGUGACAACGGGUAGCUGAGAGCACUGAAACAACACGCUGCUCCAUCUUUGCUUUAAGCGCUACACACCGUGGGCAAGAACUCCAGCGAGGCGGCGGGGAGAACGGCUCCUGCUCGUUACCAUCCUGGGUCACUUUAUUUGGAUGAGAGUUGGACAGGAAUAUUUGAGUGGGGACAGGGUGAGGAGCAUGGGAAGGUGAUUUGGAGUCAAGGACCUGCCUGGAGGUGCUGAAGCCUGAUAUUCCUCGCAAACAAUAGUGCUCAAAGUUGGAGGAGGAAGCUGAAGGUAGGUGCUCUCUGGGACUGAGCAGCCUAUUGAAACUGAGAGCAGCUGCUGGGGACCUCUUGGGAUCACACUCUAGGAAGAACAGCAGAAAAAACAGGAGUGCUGUGGAUUCAAACUCAAAGCCACAGCUGCUGCCAAACUUCCAGCAGACGCACCUUUGAAACAGAGGUCAGGACUGGCAAACAAUCCAAAAGGAAAAACUUGCAUUGGCCAGGUCCUGGGACAGCAGGUGGCCAAAAAGCCUUGCUUGUUCCUUGCUCCGUUAUGUUCUCUGGCUGAGUGUUCUUCUCCAUGUGUGGGAGAGGUAGGAAAAGCCUCAGCAAAUUGCUUCCCAGGUCGGUGGCCAAAAGCAAAUAAACCAUUUUGGAAAAGUGUGUGGAUUGAUCAGCAACCUUCUUGGAGAAUGUCUGACCAGGAGACUGAUGACUUUGGAGCAGAAAGCCUCUUAGACAAGUCUAAGAUGAUUCCCAGCCUCCCACCAUAUGACAUGGAUGACCAGCUCCUCCCCAGGGAGCCACGGAGCACCUGGUGCUGCUGGGCUUGGGCCCUGGCGAUAGUCACCAUGAACUUCCUAGUCUUCUUCAUUAAUCUUCUCCUGCUGCUCGUCAUCUUCACAGUUGUCUUGCUCCCCACCAUUGUGGUGGUUUACUUUGGCUUCCAAUGCCACUCUCGGGUGCUGCACUCCACGGCCCGCUACUGCAAAACUGUCCUGGACGACAACAGCUCUUCUGCCCUCAUCAUCCUGGGCUUCGUCAUCAUGUCGCCUCUCAUCGUGGUGGCCAUGGCCACCUACUGCAGCCUGGCGAGGCGCCUCCGCCUCUUCAUGUGCUUCCAGCCCUGGAGCAGGGCUGUGUACAAGGGGGUGAAAUGGCGCUGGUACGAGGAGGGAGGCCUGUGUGGUUGUGCCAGGGGCUGGAACACCCAGGUCAAGGCCUGGGUAUGAGUCUGCAGCACCUGAGGCCCUGUCCCACCCAGCUCACCCUUUUCCCUUCCCUGUCCCUCUCCACCACCUCCCACAUCACCCCAAGGCUUCUGCAGAGCAGUGCCCAGCUGUGAGAGGAAGGGAGAGGUGUUCAUGAGCUGACUCCUAUGGCUUUAUCUAUAACCAGGUGCAGGAUUCUGUGAGGGAGAGACAGACAAUGCAAGCCCUUCAUGUUAAAGCCGAUAUUCAGAAGAAUGGGGACUCCUGCCAGCACCUCUCGUGCUCACAGUAGCUCAGUGUCCAGCCUUGACAGCACGCUGUGCCUCCUGCAGGUCCCAACCAAUAUCCAUCUAUACACUAAAUGGGAGCAGCUGUGGACUCUUCUUCGUACCUCAGAGGUCUCCUUGUGUCCAGCAGCAUUUGGGGAAGCAUCCAGCCACGUGGAAGCAGCUGUGGUUUUCCCCAGUGCUGGGCUGCCUGUGUUUCAAACCUCUUGUAAGGUGUUUGCAGGUCACUGCCUCUGUAGUGGCUGGGAUGCACAGCUUUCCGACACACCACGAGUUCUUCCCCCACUUACCUGACCCUCUUUCCCACAAUCUGUAGCAGUGCUGUGCUCGUUUUGCUGUGCCUGAGACAGCUCGCUAGGGUAGCUGCAGAUGUUCGUGCUGAUCUUUGGGUCUUUCCCCUUUUCCAGCUGCUGACCCGAAGCAUGCUUGUCUGAUGGUGGGUACUAACCUGCAAACAGCUCCUUUGUCGUGUCAGGUUGUUUUGUUCAGGUCAGUGUUAGGGCUCCUGGCAGGACAAGCUGGAGACCCCCAGUGACUACAGGGGGUCUUCCACCCCCAGGCGUGUUGUGAUGCUCUCCUCAAACCGUGAUGGGUCUCCGGUUCAGUCAGCGGGGCCGCGUGCUGCUGACCACUGCGAGCUGUCCCCUCUCCCCGCUGCUGUUCCUCUGCCUGCCAGCUCUUGCCACCGCUAUGUGUGAAUAAAGAUCAUGCCAAAUCUCCA
This is a messenger RNA of Oxyura jamaicensis (ruddy duck), 3100 nucleotides long. It is a transcript of the gene TMEM278, whose product is annotated as transmembrane protein 88B. The transcript has 2 exons. Gene Ontology annotation, cellular component: plasma membrane. Bases 1574 to 2113 code for a protein of 179 amino acids. Gene Ontology annotation, molecular function: PDZ domain binding. The record is from RefSeq and is a predicted model, not a curated record. Lineage: Eukaryota; Metazoa; Chordata; Aves; Anseriformes; Anatidae.